Messenger RNA from Macrobrachium nipponense, 2121 nucleotides. RefSeq names its product transmembrane reductase CYB561D2-like. The record is from RefSeq and is a predicted model, not a curated record. Lineage: Eukaryota; Metazoa; Arthropoda; Malacostraca; Decapoda; Palaemonidae. Gene Ontology annotation, molecular function: transmembrane monodehydroascorbate reductase activity; heme binding.
UUAAAUCCCGUUUGUGUUUUAGCUUUUGACGUGUAGUCAUGAAAGAGGGCCGAGGGGCAAUGAUUAACGAGUAUGCCAGUCAUCUUAACUUGCUGAAAUCAAAAUGUUGCAGAACAUACUGCGGAUAGCCGGAGCUACGUUUAUAGUUUAUAUUACUGUUUUAGCCAAACCGGGAUCGAGUUUGUUUUCAUUUCACCCAGUGCUAAUGACAUUAGCUUUCACAGGAGCAAUGACUGAGGCCAUAUUCAUUUUUACCAAGUAUGGACUUGCAUCAGGAUCCCUUCGUAGCACAAGAGUUACAGCCCACUGGAUAGUGAUUGGCAUAGCUGCCCUGUCCCACUCUAUAGGAUAUGCUGCUAUUUACUACAAUAAAGAAAUAAAUAAUAAGCCUCACAAUACUUCGUGGCAUGGAUUUCUAGGAUUGAUUGCAUCUGUUUUGUUUUGGAUUCAACUUUCUGUGGGAGUUUUUGCAAAAUACCCUCAGUUUCUUAAAAGUGUUAUGCCUCUGAAAAGAGUAAGGGCAAGUCAUGCACUAUUUGGUAUGCUGAUAUUUAUCAGUGGUAUGGGAACAAUGAUAUUAGCUCUUUGGAGUACCUGGUUUACUAGUAAUGCAUCUCCCCAUUGCAUUUUUGGUGCAUUAGGAUUGUAUAUUACACUUGCUUUAACAGCAGUUACUGUAUUUACAAAGAAAUAUGCACAGUUGUUGUUUUGAGUUGCAUAAAACAGAGCUUGCUUGUAAUUUAUUUCGUGCAAUAUAUUUAUCAUCAAGUUAACUUACUUUUUGACUCAGUCUGUUUGACUCAGUCUGCAUAAUGAAAUGAAAUUUGUUUCUCAUAAUGCAGUCUGUCACUUAAGGUGUGUACUUGCUUAUAUGAAUGAGCUUCACCUCUUAACUACAGCAUUUUUCCUGUUAAUUAUUGUAAAGUUUAAGGUACGCAUACAGUACUCUAUUAGCUUUUUAUUUUGACUUUCAUGUAUGUUUGUUUGAAAUUACAAUUAACCAAGCAAUAAUAUAAAGGUAAUGUAAAUUCCAUAGAUGUGCAUAGGAACUUACUAAACAUCUCCAGAAUUCAGUAACGACAAGAUGAUAGUAUAUUUUGAUUAAAGAAAAAUUACAGCUGCAUAUGAGAAAUAUCUUUAUUUCUUAGUGUUUUUUUGGAAUUCAGUUACAUCAUCAUGAUUUUAUGAUGACAGUGGUAUUUUGCUUCAUUUUGAAAAUGUGCUUUCCACUGAACAAAUCAGUAGCUCAUGUUUUGUAUGCUUAUAUACAGCACAAAUAGUUGGCCCAUCUAUAUUCCCAAGUUUAAGUUCUUAGUCAUCAGUUCCCACCGCGGCUAACAUUACCUACUUAAGAUAGCUUAGGCUAAUAUUGCUAAUAAAUGUCUAAUAAAGUAUAUUUUGAAUUUUGAAAGUAUCUUAAGGAAAGACCAAAUGAAAUACUUUUGUCAGGUUAUCUAUCAUCACCAAAUAUCAGUGUUAAAAGUACUUGCCUUUUAGCUAUGAGCAGCUGCCUGUAACUAAUAUGCUAUAGAGUGUUUAUUCACUAAUAUGUAUGUACUGUCAAACAACACCAUUUAUAUAUUUUUACAGAAUAAUCACUUAAAAUUAUUACAAAAUAAUGUCAGUGAAUAGUGUUAGUACUGCAUAGCAUUACAGCUGAAAUGUUACUUUUUCACAGAACAGUAUGGUGUACGGUAUUUGUAUUUUUAACUUUGUGGAUAGGUAACAUGAACUCUCAAUAAUUUGAAGACAAGAAGCAAAAGAAAAAAUCCCCUGCCAAACCACUCUAUGUGAUUUUCACUCCUUUUAAAUACACAGGGGCUGUUCUACAUUAUUGAAUACUAUUUUUUUAUAGUAAUAAUAAUCAUGCAUUGUUAAGAGUAGCAGUCAUAUUUUCACAUUUAAAUUGCUACUUCCUGCCUUAUCUAGUCAUUAUCAGAUACAGAAUGCUCAUUUUAAUAGCAAUUUAUUCAAUAUUUUAUGUUAACAGAUUACCAAACUAAGACUAUUGACAUAAACAUAUCAUUAAAGCUUUAAUGGUAACUAUACAUGUGAAGAUAAUGGUACCUAUACAUGUUGAAGAUUGUAUCCCAUUUAGUGCAUACGUGAUAUUGUUUGUAU